UGGCUCCCGCACUUUUACUUCUCCGCGGGAGUAAGAACGUUCGCGGCUUUUCGCCACAUCUUAGCCGCGGGCGUCUGGUAGGAAGUCGCGCUACUGGCGAUGGCGCAGACCCGUCUCGAGAUCCAGACCUGAAGCCCCCGUCGCGCAGAGGGAUGGGGACUCUUGUGGGUCGGGGCUGGUGGCACGGCCGGGCGCUGACAGUGUGGGCCACCGAGGCCGCACAGCGGGGGCGCCUGGAGUCUCGCCCCGUGCCGGCCCGCGGGACUCCCGCCGAAUUCAGGGCUCGGGACAGGCUCUGCAGCUCUGCCGAGUUGAAGGAAAAAAUUGACAUGUCUAGAUUUUCUGUUGAAAACAUUAGAAAUUUCAGUAUCAUUGCACAUGUGGAUCAUGGCAAAAGUACUUUAGCUGACAGGCUCCUGGAACUAACAGGCACAAUUGAUAAAACAAAAAAUAAUAAGCAGGUCCUUGAUAAAUUGCAAGUGGAACGAGAAAGAGGAAUCACUGUUAAAGCACAGACAGCAUCUCUUUUCUAUAAUUGUGAAGGAAAGCAGUACCUUUUAAAUCUCAUUGAUACACCGGGCCAUGUGGAUUUUAGUUAUGAAGUAUCCAGGUCCCUCUCUGCAUGCCAGGGUGUUUUACUUGUGGUUGAUGCAAAUGAGGGUAUUCAAGCCCAAACCGUAGCAAACUUCUUUCUUGCCUUUGAAGCACAGCUAUCGGUAAUUCCAGUUAUAAACAAGAUCGAUCUGAAGAAUGCUGAUCCUGAAAGGGUUGAAAAACAAAUUGAAAAAGUGUUUGAUAUCCCAAGUGAUGAAUGUAUUAAGAUUUCUGCUAAACUUGGAACCAAUGUUGAAAGAGUUCUCCAGGCAGUCAUUGAAAGAAUACCCCCUCCCAAAGUGGAUCGCAAAAAUCCCCUGAGAGCUUUGGUAUUUGACUCCACCUUUGACCAGUAUAGGGGUGUGAUAGCCAAUGUAGCCUUAUUUGAUGGAGUGGUUGCCAAAGGAGAUAAAAUUGUAUCUGCACAUACUAAAAAAAUAUAUGAAGUUAAUGAAGUAGGAGUUCUGAAUCCUAAUGAGCAGCCAACACGUAAACUAUAUGCAGGACAGGUGGGCUAUCUGAUUGCUGGGAUGAAAGAUGUCACUGAAGCACAAAUAGGAGAUACACUGUAUUUACAUAAACAGCCAGUGGAGCCCUUGCCUGGGUUUAAGUCAGCGAAACCAAUGGUAUUUGCAGGAAUGUACCCUGUAGACCAAUCUGAGUAUAAUAACCUGAAAAGUGCCGUAGAAAAACUGACUGUAAAUGAUUCCAGUGUGACAGUUCAUCGGGAUAGUAGCCUUGCCUUAGGUGCUGGCUGGAGGUUGGGAUUUCUUGGACUUUUGCACAUGGAAGUUUUCAACCAGCGACUAGAGCAAGAAUAUAAUGCUUCUGUAAUUUUGACAACCCCUACUGUUCCAUAUAAAGCUGUUCUUUCGUCGGCAAAAUUGAUAAAGGAAUACAGAGAAAAGGAAAUUACAAUCAUCAAUCCUGCACAAUUCCCUGAUAAGUCAAAAGUAACAGAAUAUUUGGAGCCAGUUGUUUUGGGUACCAUUAUCACACCAGAUGAAUAUACUGGGAAAGUAAUGAUGCUUUGCCAGGCUCGAAGAGCAGUUCAGAAGAAUAUGAUAUUUAUUGAUCAAAAUAGAGUUAUGCUUAAAUAUCUCUUCCCUUUGAAUGAAAUUGUGGUGGAUUUUUAUGACUCUUUGAAAUCCCUGUCUUCUGGAUAUGCUAGUUUUGAUUAUGAAGAUGCAGGCUACCAGACUGCAGAACUUGUAAAAAUGGAUAUUCUGCUGAACGGAAAUAUUGUAGAGGAGCUAGUAACUAUUGUUCACAAAGACAAAGCACACUCUGUUGGCAAAGCAAUAUGUGAACGUCUGAAGGAUUCUCUUCCUAGGCAACUGUUUGAGAUAGCAAUUCAAGCUGCUAUUGGAAGUAAAAUCAUUGCAAGAGAGACUGUGAAAGCCUAUAGGAAAAAUGUUUUGGCAAAAUGUUAUGGUGGUGAUAUUACCCGAAAAAUGAAACUUUUGAAGAGACAAGCAGAAGGAAAGAAAAAACUGAGGAAAGUUGGCAAUAUUGAAGUUCCAAAAGAUGCUUUUAUAAAAGUUCUGAAAACACAAUCUGAUAAGUAAUUGGUGGGGAAAAUAUAAUGAAUUUUCAUAAAUUAAAAUUUGUAUCUUUUUUUCUUAGUAAAUGUGUAUGUUGACAACAGAAAGAAAAUUAUAAAAUUUACUAGUUGCUUUCAGGGAUUUUGGGUUUAAAUAAACUAUUAGCAGAGGUGCCUGAGUGGCACAGUCAGUUAAGGGCCUGACUCUUGAUUUCGGCUCAGGUCAGGACUCCGUGG
This is a messenger RNA of Hyaena hyaena (striped hyena), 2374 nucleotides long. RefSeq names its product GTP binding elongation factor GUF1 (gene GUF1). Gene Ontology annotation, molecular function: mitochondrial ribosome binding; GTP binding; GTPase activity. Gene Ontology annotation, cellular component: mitochondrion. The record is from RefSeq and is a predicted model, not a curated record. Gene Ontology annotation, biological process: positive regulation of translation. Bases 153 to 2162 code for a protein of 669 amino acids. The transcript is spliced from 17 exons. NCBI's taxonomy places the organism in Eukaryota, Metazoa, Chordata, Mammalia, Carnivora, Hyaenidae.